Molecule: messenger RNA, 1211 nt
Organism: Carassius gibelio (silver crucian carp)
Lineage: Eukaryota; Metazoa; Chordata; Actinopteri; Cypriniformes; Cyprinidae
Product: B9 domain-containing protein 2
Exons: 4
Coding region: 287-868 (193 amino acids)
Biological process (GO): cilium assembly
Cellular component (GO): MKS complex
Source: RefSeq, a predicted model, not a curated record
UCAACUUUGUUAAUGCAGUUGUGAAACGAGUGUAGAUGGGUCGCUAAUUAGCUUACGUUAGCGAUCUGUUAGUUUUGAUUUACGCCAGUGACUAAGUUACAGGAGGUGUAGUUAGAUAUCUGGAACGUUAGACUUAACUACAAACAAAAGUUGUUGUCUAAACCUGUUUUAACGCACCCAAUGAACUUGUAACGGGUGUGAAAAUUUUAUUUAUAUCAGAAAAGUAUGAUGUUUAUGAAGUUUGUCGAUGCUAAAAACGAUACAGUAUGUAUAAUAAAUAACAAACAUGUUAUCUUGGAGCAAAAAACAACAAAACACAAAGAAAUAUAAAACGACUCUUAUGGCAGAAUUGCAUAUAAUUGGACAAAUCAUCGGGGCCACCGGAUUCCCACAGAACAGCCUCUUCUGCAAAUGGGGUGUACACACAGGAGGAGCGUGGAGACUUCUUUCUGGUCUGAAGGAAGGCCAGACUCAAGUAGACAUGCCUCAGACAGGGGACAUGGCAUACUGGAGUCAUCCCAUUGAUUUGCACUACACUACUAAGGGCCUACAAGGAUGGCCAAAGCUUCAUCUCCAAGUGUGGCAUCAGGACUCUUUUGGCCGAUGCCAGCUGUAUGGCUAUGGUUAUAUCCACAUACCAUCAAGCCCAGGACAGCAUCGUUUGCAGUGCGUGACAUGGCGACCGCUGGGAUCCUGGCAGGAUCAACUUUCUGAGAUGUUUGUAGGAGGAGGUCCACAGCUGCGCUCGCCAGAUCUCAUUUACAGUGGUGCAGACCGAUACAGACUCCACACAGUUGGCAUGGGCACAGUUGAACUAGAGCUGUGCAUUUUUCUGCGCCACUUUGACAGAUAUGGUGUUGAGAGCUGAGAAUGGACUGCUGAUUGUCACACAUUUCAGAUCAGAGAUAUAUGGAGUGAAAAGAAGGUAAAAUAUUGUGUCAUAAUGAGCAGGAGGUAGUUCUGUAAGGUAUGUGUGAAUGUAAAACUGUUGAAUGUAGUAUGUUAUACAAGGAGUUGACUAAAAUGGUAUGUGAUUGAUUUAUCUCCACAGACUGAUCAUGUGUUGGAUCUCAAACAAUAUUUUUUUGUUUCAGUUUGUGCAUUUUUCUGUACACUUUAUAUGUUUUAUACAAUUGUAUUUUGUUUUGAUCCAAUUCAAUGUGGCAGUUUUUAAAUGUUUAUCAUUUCUGAAUUAAAUAUUUUUUAAGUCA